This is a messenger RNA of Purpureocillium takamizusanense, 860 nucleotides long. RefSeq lists its product as uncharacterized. The record is from RefSeq and is a predicted model, not a curated record. Lineage: Eukaryota; Fungi; Ascomycota; Sordariomycetes; Hypocreales; Ophiocordycipitaceae. Gene Ontology annotation, biological process: mitochondrial respiratory chain complex assembly. Bases 115 to 675 code for a protein of 186 amino acids. Gene Ontology annotation, molecular function: serine-type endopeptidase activity. The transcript has 2 exons. Gene Ontology annotation, cellular component: mitochondrial inner membrane peptidase complex; membrane.
UCUCACACACGCACUCACUCAGUCACACCAGGAGCUUUCCGCCAGGGCCCGCGAGCCAAACUCGACCAGGCGGCGCGCAACGAAACGACGCGCCCCCACCACGCCCGGGACGCCAUGGUGGUCACAGGCUCUCUCUGGGCACGAAUGCGGAGCGGGCGACCGGGCAGCUCGGCGGCGCGGACGGCGGCGCUGCAGCUGCUCGGCUUCGCGACGUGGAUCCCCGUCAUCGCGUGGUUCAACCUGCACGUCGCGGAGCUGACGCUCAUCGAGGGCACGUCCAUGUACCCGUUCAUGAACGAGGACCGGGACUCGACGCUGCGGCGGGACGUGAUCCUAAACUACAAGUGGGCGCCGCAGGAGGGGCUGGAGCGCGGCAUGAUUGUGACGCUGAGGAGCCCCAUGCAUCCCGAGACGGUGGCGGUCAAGAGAGUCGUGGCCGUCGAGGGCGACGUGGUGCGGACCAAGGCGCCGUACCCGGUCCCGACGGUGAGGAUACCGCAGGGCCACGUGUGGGUCGAGGGCGACGGCCCGCCCGGCUCGAGCCUCGACAGCAACACGUACGGGCCCGUGUCGAAGCGGCUACUUACGGGGAGGGUCACGCACAUUGUGUACCCGUUCCGCAAGCUUGGGCCCGUAAGGUGGUGGGAGCACGAGAGGCGGCCGCUGGUGGAGUGAUGGCGGGCGGCCCGGGGGGGGGUGGCUUUGCCACGACUACUUGUAACGAUUUUUGUUGUACCAACACUUGAGGCAAGCGAUGGCGGUAAAUAGUGGCGAGAGGAACGGAACUCGCGGCGGGACUGGCAAGGGCGCAGCUCAGGCGAUAUUGGAAAUGUAAGACUAGGAACCUUCGGCGUGACUGG